Molecule: messenger RNA, 3276 nt
Organism: Nylanderia fulva
Lineage: Eukaryota; Metazoa; Arthropoda; Insecta; Hymenoptera; Formicidae
Gene: Sac1
Product: phosphatidylinositol-3-phosphatase SAC1
Biological process (GO): phosphatidylinositol dephosphorylation
Cellular component (GO): endoplasmic reticulum
Molecular function (GO): phosphatidylinositol-4-phosphate phosphatase activity
Source: RefSeq, a predicted model, not a curated record
UAUGACAGGAAGAAAAGAGUAGGGCGAGAGGAGAAUCGAAACAGAAUACGUAUACAUACGCGGGUGGAAGUGUGUCUUACAUCAGUGCGUAACGCCCCUGGAUUAUGCGGCGACGACGUUCCCAAGGAGCCGCACAUAGAUCGACGAUACGGAUUUGCAGGUCGCACUGUGUCAGAGAAGCGGAGGACAAAAAAACAAAUAACGCUUUCAACUACGCACUGUCCAACGCACGCACGUACUACGGACGCACGCGUACGUGCAGUGCACGAAGCGAGAGCGAAAGAGAGAGAGAGAGAGGAAAUAGGGAAAGAGAUGACGCCAAUGACGUGUAUACAUCUGCGUCAUAUAUAUGUAUAACUUUACGUCGCGAAAGUCUGCCGCUUCCGGACGAGUUGGAGGAUAUUUGACAUUUCGAUUAUUAAAAAGAUACUAUAAAUAUAUAUAUAUAUAUGCGGGAGGAAAUAAUUAACAAAAUUAAAAUUUUAUUUAAUCAGGUUUAUUGAUGAUUAAUACACAGUCGCUUGAGAAAUUUUAUUAGAAGUUAAAUAUUACGUAAUAUUGAAUUACAGCAACAGAUAGCGAUAGUUUAUAUUUUUUAAAUCAAUAUAUAUAUAUAUGACUGUAAAUAAUUAUAUCUAUAUAUAGAUGCAAUUCGGAAGUACGUAUAAUCAGACGGAAAUAAGGCAUACACACGAUGGCGAAUUAUACAUAAACCAGCUUAAAUCAACUCUGUUAAUUAAGUCUGGAUUUUUUUAGUGAAAUUAGUAGUUCUCUAUCCGAGAGCGAAUCAGCGUGCUCGAAAAAUUUGUCCACGAUAUUGCGAGGAAGCCUUAAUCUAGAUAUCUGGAGGCCGAACUAGAAACAAAUAGUUCAUGACAGUAGUCGACCAAUAAGAUUAUUUUGGUUUUAACCAGUCUUUAUAAUCCAUGACAGUCUUAAAUCUCUCGGAUCAUGUCAAGUCGGAGUUGAUAGAAAGUUGAUAAUAAUUCGCACUUGAUUGGAUUUUUAUUAAUAAUUCUCGUGCUUGAAACAUACAUAUAUAUAUGCGUAUAUAUGGGCCGCGUUUCGUCCGCAAAUCGUAAUUUCCUUUCUCCGGCAUUAUUUUAUUAUUUUGUCGCUCGACCGUCUCUUCAUUUAACGUGCUCCAAUCUGCUCGUUACUUGACGAUAAUAUGAUGCCAAACACGGACGUUUAUGACAGUUUGUAUCUGUAUGCAACUCCAGAAAAAUUUUUUGUGGAGCCAGUCGGGACCAAAGUCCUGCUAGUGGUUGAUAGAGUGAGUCAGCAAAUCUAUACGCAAGUUGGUACAGCUAGUCAAAUUCCAACAACUGCUAGUCGUAGGAAAAUAUGGGGACUGGUGGGGACCAUACGCCUUUUGGCGUGUCGUUAUCUCAUUGUCAUUACGGAUGCUCAAAUGUGUGGUACUAUAGCUGGGCAUAACAUCUACAAGAUAUCGUCGACAGAGGUGAUACCUUAUACGAGAUCAUCUUUACAUUUGACUGAGAAACAGGUGCAAAAUAAUGCCACAUACUUGGAGAUGAUGAAGUCAGUCUUGAAUACACCAUACUUUUACUUCAGUUAUACCUAUGACCUUAGCCAUGCCAUGCAGAGGUUGCAUAACACAACACCUGAAUUCUUGCAAAUGCCACUUCAUGACAGAGCAGAUCCUAGGUUCGUAUGGAAUGCCUACCUUCUGCAGGACUUGAGUGCUAGACCGGAGCAGUAUAAAUUUUGUUUACCCAUUAUUCAUGGCUUCGUCUCGCUGAACACUGUGGUUGUGAACGGUGUCGCAUUCAACUGGGGCAUUGUCUCUAGACGUGGUAUACAUCGUGCUGGCACAAGACUAUUUUCGCGCGGUAUAGAUGCCACAGGGAACGUUUCCAAUUACGUGGAGACGGAGCAGCUGAUAGAAGUAAAUGGCGAUCGCAGUUCCUUUGUGCAAACGCGUGGAUCCAUUCCUCUGUUUUGGUAUCAAGCACCAAACUUGAAGUACAAGCCAAAACCACAAAUCAGUCCACAUGAAGAUCAUCAAAGCGCUUGUGCGCGACACUUCGACGCUCAGAUCUUUCACUAUGGAAGACAAAUCUUAGUAAAUUUGAUCGAUCAACGUGGACCAGAAGCACUACUUGAAAAUGCAUAUCGAAAUUUAGUCCUAAGAGUCAACAAUCCAAACAUUCGAUAUGAGGCUUUUGACUUUCAUGCAGAAUGUAGAAGAUUGAGGUGGGACAAAUUGAACAAUUUAAUGGAUCGACUAGCCCAUGAUCAGGAACAGAUGGGGUACUUCUUGUUAAUGAGGGAUGGAGCAUUGCUUUCGGUUCAGGAUGGCGUUUUCCGUACAAAUUGUAUUGAUUGCCUGGACCGAACGAAUGUUGUACAAAGCAUGCUGGCGAAGCGAGUGCUCAAUGAAGUAUUGAGCAGGCUAGAAAUACUUAGAAAAGUGGAGGAUCAUCCUGCGUUUGAAAAUCUGUUUAAACAGGUUUGGGCCGAUAAUGCGGACGUGAUAAGUGUCCAAUAUUCUGGCACAGGAGCAUUAAAGACGGAUUUCACACGAACUGGAAAGCGCACCAAAUUGGGCGCGAUGAAAGACGGACUAAAUUCACUAACGAGAUAUUACAAGAACAAUUUUGCCGAUGGAUACAGACAGGAUUCGCUGGAGCUUUUUCUGGGUCGCUAUAUCGUGCAGGACGGCGAAUGCACUUCCAUUCAAUGUCCUUUGGAAACCGAGCGAAAUUGGCGUUACGCUACAUUCCCGCUCGUUCUUUUAGUCGCGUCCUCGAUGUUAGUCGCUCAUAUAAUAUUACCGUCGCGAUACACAACGGAAAUAUUACUUUAUAUGCUAUUUUGGGGUGCCAUGGUGGCCGGCACUUUCGCUACUAUUAUCCAUCAUGGCAAGCAAUAUGUCGAUAAGCCAAAAUUACUUUAGAAUUAAUAAAUAAUUCUAUGAAACUUUAAAUUAUAUAUAUAUAUAUAUAUAUAUAUAUAUAUAUAUAUAUAUAUAUUGUACAAUGUUGAUAAUCGAUGGCGAUAAGAGAUUGUAGAAUUCUAUUAGUUUUGCACAUUUAUCAGUUGGAUCAAUCGGUACCUCGGUUUUUCUAUACACAGAUCUCAUCGUAUGAUGUAAUAACAAGGCUUACCUCCUUGAAGACUUAAGAUCUUCAUCUUCGGAAAUACUAUUCGCGUUUCAUUGUAAGAUUAGAGAUGGCCGUAUUCGUUGAAUGUGUGUAUUUUUAUUGGUGGUAGAAGGUGUAUGUCGAGCAAUGAUGUCUCUUAUACGAA